AGAAAUAUCACGGACCGGAAAGUAAAUGGAGUGACAUCGAGCAGUGGAUGGUAUGAGUAUCGUGUUUGAGGGCUGCGCAGAUGCUGAAUUACGAUAGCGGUUCCAGAUAUUCCUUGUCGUUUUCGUAUAUCGACGAGAUUUCUGUAAACUAGACACGGUUUAGUUACCUCGGCUCACGUCUUAGUGUCACCAAGGUGACUUACACUGUGUUGCCAUGAGACCAUGUUGAUGCCCUGGUGAUCUAUAGGAAGCCAUGAGCUUCUCUGCUUCCCUGUUGUUAUAACAAUAACAACAGUGAGGUGGGUCUGAUCCUGCAGUUGCAGUUUUUUAGCUGAUGUUGAAGGCCCCAUUUGAUACUUCCGUCUGUGUUUAGAGAUAUCAACUAAUUAACAUGCUCUGUAAAAGUCGUCAGACAAUUAUGUUGCUGAAGGGCAUUAAACAUGGCAACAUGGUCCAUAAGUUCAAGAUCAGAGGUCAUUUCACAAAGCUGGAUUGUCAGUGUCGGCUGAUUUUAUCAAGAUUUUCCCCCCUGAAGUACAAUCUUCAGCUAAGAGACUUGCUUUGUGAAAUUCUCCAUGUCGCAUUUUAUGUUGCAUGCAUUAAUCGGUUCAGCUUGGCGUGCAUGCCCCCCUUCAUUCGGUGCAUGGGUUUUGUUCUGGGAUUAGAUGUUUACAACCAGUGCUUGCCUGUUGAGUCCAUGUAAGCUAGCAUAGAGUUCUGAAGGAUUACUUGUCUUGGUCAAUGUGAUCCACAUUCCGCAGGGUGUUACAGAUGCAUGUGUAGUUCAUGUGAUCUUUUCUUUAAGAUGCAGUUGCAGUCAGCGGGAACUGAGUAGGUCCUAACUGACUGGGGCUGAUCUGCCAGGUUUAUGUAUGGGUACUGGGCGGCGAGGGCAGUGGUGCAGGCAGAAAUGCCUGACUGCAGGGGUCGGGCUGGCAUUGAGGCAAGCAAAGUGAACUCUGAGGACAGACUUGGCCAAAGAGCGAUCGAGUUUGCACUUUGCUGUGGUGUUUUGUCACUUUUCAGUAUGAAGCAUGUGCAUAUCCUGUGUCGACUGUAAACUUUGUUUGGUGUUUUUUGGCUGCGUUUACAAUGAUACCUCUCAACAUCUUCUCUCUUCUUCUCACCUCUUCUCUCUCUGCUCAUUAGGAGGAGAGUGAGAGGUAUUCCUACCACUCAAGGAGAUGCACUUCGAUAUCAGAUGAUGAGGAACGCAUGUCAGUAGGGAGUCGUGGGAGUCUGAGGGUGGAGGACAGGGACAAAGACCACCUGGAGAAGGGUUCCCGGGCUGCCUCCACCCUCGCCUCUCUGAGCCGGGCGUCCUCCAGGAGAGGAAGUGGCGACGCCUCUAACUGGGCAGACCCUGAAACGUCUGUGCGAGAAAUGAAGGACUCUGUGCUGGAGGUGGAGCAGAAGUAUCGCAAGGCCAUGGUGUUCAAUGCCCAGCUGGACAAUGAAAAGUCUAAGCUGAUGUACCAGGUGGAUGUGCUGAAGGACUCGCUGAUGGAGCUGGAGGAGCAGCUGUCGGAAUCACGCCGCGAGCAUGAGGAGAAGUCAAAGGCAUUAGAACGGGAGAGACACGCCCACAACAUCCUGCAGUUCCAGUUCAGCGAGCUGAAGGAGAUGCUCAAGCAGAGUGAGGAGCUGCUCACUGAGAACCGUAAGUUGAGUCUCAAGCAGGAUGGCUAUGUUAGGGAGAUUGCAGACCUGCAGGAGACUCUGGAGUGGAAAGAUAAAAAGAUUGGGGCCUUAGAGAGGCAGAAGGAGUUUUCUGAUGCUAUCCAAAACGAGCGCGAUGACCUCAGGAAUGAGGUGUUUCAGCUGAGAGAUACUUUGAAGAAACACGGCAUAGUUCUGGGGCCUGAUCUUAACGCCAAUGGAGAGACGGAAGGUGUGAUUGACAGACUUGCCAACACAGACUCUGCCACACGAUCGGCCAAAGAUUCCCAGCCGAGUCAGACCGGUGGUGACAGCAUGCUAGCUGCACACGAUUUGGCCCUACAGUUCUCUUCUAAUGGUCUUCCAGGCAAAGCCACAGAGGGUCAGAUGGAAGGUAAAGAGUUACAGGAAGGGGGCAGUAGAGAGCUGGUGGCGAAGGCUGAGAACCACAUAGAUGAACAGCAGAGGCAACGGGAGGAGGCGGAGUCACUGGAAGGCAGUGCUGCUGAAAGUGCACAGCAGAACCAGGGUGAAAGAGAGCCGUCUUCACCUAUUCCCUGCAGCCAGGCCAGUGCGCCUCCUACAGGGAAUCCCGAGAGAGCCCAAUCCGACUCCCUCAUGGGGUCUGGGCUUGAGAUGCAUUACAGUCAACACAAUUCAGAGGCUAACUUUGUGGCUCAAGACAAUUAUGAAUUGAAUGUGCUUAAUGGCACAGAGGGUUCCAUCACGAGGGAAGAAGAGGGUGGAGACAAUGGGGUGGGGAACGCAGAUCUGGUCGACGGGGGGAUAUCGAGUACUGAAGGACAAACGGCGAGUCUGGAGGGUGGAACGGGAAUCGAAAAUAGAUCAGGCAGCACAGCCGAUGGGAACCACCAGGAUAACCUGGCAGCAGUGAAUCAAGAGUCCAGUGAUAAGACUGGAGAUAUGGAAUCUGAGAGUGAGAGUGUCAGAGAUGUUAUGCGAGAAGAUGAAUCUAACCAAACCAGUGACGGCACCAGGGACGCGAAUGAGGAGGCUGGAGCAGCAGCUUCUGUGGGUGCUGAACCACAGCCCUCUCCUGCAGAAAGUACAGACAAGGACCAGAAAGAAGAAUGUCCGAAGGAGUCAACUUUGAUAGAAGGGGGUGACGAGACGGCUGAAAAGAUAUCUGUCAACCUGAAGCACGAAACUGCUGAUGUGGUUUUGGAACCAAAGGAAAAACAGAAGAAAGGAAAAGGUGUGAAGACCGCCCAGCAACAGGCAAAGAGGAAGGGGACCAGCGAGAAGGUUUCAGCUCAAGCCGUUACUACGUCUUCACAGCCAGAGGAUACUGCUGCUUCUGGCAAAAAGAAGAAAAGGAAAAAGAAAGCCAAGCAGAAGCAGAAACUCGCUGAGAAUCCAGAGGAAGCUAAACAGGUAGACGAGGAGGAGCAGGAGAAGGUGAAUUAUUGCACGGGGACUACUUCGGUCAAAGAGUUGGAGACGGAUCAUUGGACAGUAGAUCCUUCAGCUGAGGAAUGUCAGACUGAAACUGUGGAGGAAACUGAAAUCAAAACAUUAAAUCAGGCUCUGCAGGAUGAUGAGAUGGUGGACAAGGAGGAAAAAACAGAGCAGGAAGGAGGAAAUCACAGUGAAGUGUUGGAGAGCAAGAACGUUGAGGAGUGCCAUUUAUCCACAGAUAUCCUUGCGGGUGGCAUUGGCAUCAAGCAUGAAGAGGAUAAGCCAUCAGAAAGUUCUUCCCUCCAGGAGGAAGAGAUAAGCAAAGCCUUAGGUGAUGGGAUCAAGCAUGCUAAUGUAGAAAACACAUUCAGCCUUGAGGCUUUUACUGAUGAACCUAUUGGCUCUGAUUUUCCUAAGGAGGCACAAAUCCCACAAGAAGACCUGAGUAGAAGUGAUUGUUAUCUGAAGGCUGAGGGAAAUGUCCAGGAGAUUGAAGGUGCUCAGGAUAACUUAAUAAAAUAUGGCACUGAGAGUGAAGGUGCACUGCUUGAAGGAACAGAGACUGAGGAGAUGGAUAGCUGUGAAGAAGCUGAGGUGCUGGUAAAAGAACACCUGUCAGAACAUCACAAAGAAGACCAUGCCUGCAGUGAAGAUGUUGAGUUGCAGGAAAGAGUAGAUGCACAAAGCCAUGUAACUGUAAAUAAGGAGUUAGCUGCUGAUGUUCUGGUUAAGGACAACGUGCUCGAGAGGGAAGUAACAGGGCAAACUGAACAUUUGUUUGAGGAGGAAAAUGACUCCUGUGAGGAGCCACCUGAAUGCAUAAUAGAGGAAGGUGCUGAAUUAACAGAUUCCCAAAACACAGAGUCAACAUCUGUUGAACUAACAGUGCCAAACCAAGUGGAAAUGGUGAAUCCAAGCAUAUCUGAGAAAUACGAUGAGGGUGAAUCAAAGUUAGAAGAGGUGGACUUGCAACCAAAAGAGCUGGAAGAUGAUGAUGAUGAAGAAGGAGGAGAGUCAUUCCAGUUUGAUGAUGAUUUAGGGUUGGAUUUGGAAGCAUCUAAUAAUACAAUUACCAGCAGGCCACAUGAAGACAAUAGUUUGGAAGAAAUAUCCACAAAUGAAGGAAAUGCUGAUGAAGACAAAGAAGCAAUGUCAGGAGAAAACCCUGAUUCCAGAGCAGAAAAGGAAUCUGGGAAUGGUCAGUGCCAGGAUCCCAGUAUAAGAUCCCAUCCUGAUGUACAGGAUGAGGGGAAUUCAUCUGCAGAUGUUUUGGGAACAAUGAAGGUGGAGCAGAUGUCUGAUGGGUCACAGUCAGUCCUGGAUUCCGUGGAGGAAGGGGAAGAGGCCGUGGCAUUUGUGGGAGGAAGUCAUUCCAAUGAGGAGAGCCAACCAACAGAAGAGCCACCGGAGGGCAGUGAAGAGCAAGUUGACGCAGGCUCAGCCAAAGGCAGUAAGAAGGGCAAGGGCAAGGGGAAAGAAGACUGUCGCAUGGCCUAGUUCCUAGGCAAGUCAGUGCAGUAUGAAAUGCCAGAUCACGGAGGACCCAUAUGCACAGGACAUGAACUGUAAUAAGGUCGUGUCAGGGUACAUGACAUAAACGUUUGAAUACAUUUAUGGACACAUCCUGCUGUGUAAGCAUAGAGUAAACGCUGAUUAUAGUAAUUUAACAAAAAGUUGCUAAUUCAUGCCAUGUAAGGUUACAAUGUAGUGUCCUGUUCUUUUUUAUUUUUCUUAUUUGAUUUUCCGUCAGUCUUUAUGCUCUGUUAUAAGAAAAAAAUAUCCUGAAACAGAUUGAUUUAAGGCAAUAAUUACGAAGGUUUAAAACCCAGUAACACUAUCGCUCACAAAUUUGGGGACCACUUUUUGUCAUACGGAAAUCAGUCAGCUGUGUGACUGUAACGCUUGCUGGUGUCCCACGUGUCUAACUCCACACAUGCGUGUUUGGCCAGAAAGGACAUUUAGUAAGUAACUUGUGGUCUGCUGGAGUCUGAAUUGUCCACAGGAAAUUGCACUGAAUGUACCAGCCAUGUUCCAUUUUGCUUUGAUUGCAUUUGUUUAGUAGUAUUUGGGAUAGUACAAGAGAAAAAAUGAUCACUUUAAACCAGCUUACAUCUUUGAAAAUUUAUUUAUUUCUGUAGAGAUAAUCCUGUUUUUUUUUUUUUCCCUAGCAUUUGUUAAUGGCUGGUGAAAUAUCCGCUGGGUAUCAGGGUUUUUGUAAAAUCAUUUUGUUAGCAUAGCAACAUGGUAUUUGCUGUAAGCUAAGAGCAUGCAGAAUAACGUCGACUGAUACCAUGUGAAGUACUAGACGGUGUUUAUGUUCUAUUUUACAUUUGUGGUUUUUUUUUUGUACACUUUAUAUUUUCUUUACAAAGCAGAUUUUUCCUGGAGGACUGUUUUUAAGUUAUUUAGUGCCCUGUAACCCUGUUUCCAACACCCAAGCUAAGUAUAUAGGAGUGUGUAACAUGGUGUAUUAAUGAUUGAUGUAUCGAUGUGUUGCAGCCAGUGAUGGUCUAAAUAUUGCAGUGGAAUCCAUGGCCCAUUCAGAGAGGGCCGUUAUCUGCAUCUGAGAAUCUGUAGCCUGCCAAUGACCGUUACACCAGUACAAUGAUGAUAGUUUAAGUUGUUGCUUCAUUCUGAUCCUUGUACCCAUCUGAUCCUUAUUUCUUAAAUUCUUGUGUUCUAUCGAUGCAGAGUAGACUUUACAAAAUUUGUCACUUUGAUAAAUUAAGCUAAGCCCUUGGGGUCUCUCCUAGCCCAUGAACCGACUGUUAAAUUGAGUGUUUAUACAUAGUGUUUCCAUCUGCAUUCCUCUUAGUGUGGGGUGGAGGCCCAUGACUGGCUACUCUGCUCAUCUACCCUGGUUGCAGUACAUAAAUAUAAAACCUACUACUGUCUUUUUGCCAAGCAAUCCUGUCUUAACUGCUGUUUUUAGUAAACCUUUUUUUUUUUUUUUUUUUUUUUUUUUUUUUUUUUUUAAUGUU
Molecule: messenger RNA, 6059 nt
Organism: Brienomyrus brachyistius
Lineage: Eukaryota; Metazoa; Chordata; Actinopteri; Osteoglossiformes; Mormyridae
Gene: lrrfip1a
Product: leucine rich repeat (in FLII) interacting protein 1a
Exons: 10
Coding region: 1216-4575 (1119 amino acids)
Biological process (GO): regulation of transcription by RNA polymerase II
Molecular function (GO): RNA polymerase II cis-regulatory region sequence-specific DNA binding; DNA-binding transcription factor activity, RNA polymerase II-specific
Source: RefSeq, a predicted model, not a curated record